Messenger RNA from Micropterus salmoides (largemouth bass), 9689 nucleotides. RefSeq names its product SAM domain, SH3 domain and nuclear localisation signals 1b (gene samsn1b). The record is from RefSeq and is a predicted model, not a curated record. NCBI's taxonomy places the organism in Eukaryota, Metazoa, Chordata, Actinopteri, Centrarchiformes, Centrarchidae. The transcript has 14 exons. Bases 7440 to 9455 code for a protein of 671 amino acids. Gene Ontology annotation, molecular function: protein binding.
GAGGUUCUGUUCACUCACUUUGCAUUUUGUUAAUUGAUAAAUAUAAUCCUUUAACAUUAACAACACACUGUUUUUGAAAGCAUUUUACUUUAGAGCAUUUUUUCCACACCCGCCAUAAACUUUUGCACAGUGCUGUAUAAUGCUCACUACUGCCCACACCUUACAAUCAUUAGUGAACAAAGAAGACAACAGCACCAGUGCACCACUAAAUGAGCAUCAACAUUACAGUGCUUUGUCAUCCUACAGCCAUAACUUCUUUUAUGGCUCUCACAGGCACACAGUGUGGGUAAUUAGCCUGGCUGUCACCACACCAGUGGGAAUGAAAGGGCACCUCGUGACCUCUGGGUCAUGCUGGAUCAAAGGUCACUUUAGGGCCAACGGUAAGACCGGUGAGCACACAUGAGCCUCAUUAUAUUUUUCAGUGUAUCUUUGAGUUUAACGACCUACAGUGACACAGUAGAUUAUGUAAAAGAGGAGUAAACAGCAGCCUUAGAGAGCCGGAGACGAGGUCUGGCUGCCCUCUCCUCUUUGCAGCAUUACUGUAAGGUUGAAGGGUGAACGUGGCUCCGGGGACACGAGCCAGUGGAUGGUGAUGGGCUUACUGAGAGUGACAUUUAAGAUAGAAAUGACAUCAAGUGUGGCACCGCUGUGCCCUGUGGCAAGCCACCACAUGGAGACAAUGUCAGCAUGAUCUGACUUAGCCCCAGAAUGCUGUGGAUCCUCUACCCCUCCCACGCUGUACACACACCCACACACAUACACACAUAUCUCUUACACAUGUCAACUGCAUCUCAUGUCAAGUGACAGUUAACAAGACCUGCCACCUUCCAGAUGUGGAUGUGCUGUUCUUGCCUUAGGGCGGAUUUAGCUGCAUGAGAUUUGUAUGAAAUACACAAUAAAUGUUCUCCUAUUUUGGGGCUUUUUUUGGGAUAUUCUAUUUUUUAGCAGUGGGAGCACUGAAGCAAAAAUCUCAUUGCUGCAUUUAAAAUUGUAUCUAUCCAACUCGGCUCUACCUAAGCUAAAUGUGCUCAGGAUGAGCAGAGGCGUCUUACUGUAGCAGCAGUGUUCAAGAAAAUAGAUUUCAUAACAUAUGAGAGCAAAACAGGGGGUGGGGGGAAUGAAUUACAGUUGUUGGGAUGAGUGGCUGCUUCCCCAGUAAGCUCUCAGUAUCCGCAAACCUCAAAAUUCAAUUAUCUUAUUCAUACAUGGCACAAUGACCUUUGACUUAACAUUCAAAUGGUCAAUUUCAGUAGAACUCACAGAGCCACAGGAGGCAUGAGAAAUUGUUUAUCCUUUUGCUGCAAGCUUAUCUUGAACUAGGGUUAUAUUUUACAAGAGAUCUGUUUUGUGUCCUACAUAAGUCAUCAGAACUACAACUCCCAAGGAGAAUGGAGAUCAGAUAGGGAGGUCCGGCACCAAGGACAGGGAAGCCAUUUAAAGGUGACAUUUCAGUCAACGCAGCAGAUGCUGCCAAUCUGUCUUUCCUCUGCUCUAUCUCUUGCCCUUGUUUUACAUCCCUAUCUAUUUCUCUCUCCACCUCUCCCCGCCUCUCUAGCUCACUCUCUCUUCUGGCUUUCUUUUGCUUUCCUCCUCUUUCUCAUUUUGCUUCUCCUCCCUCUCCUCUCCCUCCUCUCACCAUCCCCCGCUCUGUGGCGCGCUGACGAGGCAGUAGGGAGGAAGCAGUGUAAUAAAAGGAAGCGCUAAUGAAAGGUUGAGCGGGGUCAACGUACUCACAUACCUUUGCCGGACAAGGGGAAGAGAGGUCAUUUAUUCCAAGGGGACAAACUGUUUCACUUUUUGACUGGGGGGUGAUAAAAGUUCAAAAGGUCGUAAUAAAGGACAACAGGUCGUAGCCUCUGGGCUGAGAUUCUGUGUCCUGGGGUCAGAGGUCAGCGCAGGAAUGCUGGGUAGAUGGGAGGUUGAGAGCAGGGUCAAAGGUGUAGUCUCCAUCCCCUGAUUGUAGGAACACGCCUGAGUAAAUUGUGAAUUGUACUGUGUUAUUCCUGAGACUAGAGGUCAAACUGUACCUACAGCAGCAGCAGGUUUAGGUUGAAGGUGUAACUGUGAUUUAAUAUUAUAAUUACACACAGCGGAAGGCGUUUAAUAAGAGCUGAAGGAUCAUAUUAUAUUCAGACUGUCAAAAGAAGAAUUACGGCGUUUAAUUAAGCUUUUCAAGAAUAACUGUCGCUGCAUUGGAUACAAUUUAUGCAACUAAUAUAAGAUCCCAUGACAGCCAUUCUUCCAAGGCUCUUGCAUACUCCGGCUUAUUACAAAACUGAUAUUGAAUAAUUUAAAUAAACACGUGUAGAAUAUUUAACAUUGUGGAAGAUAAAGCUAAAAAAUUUCCAUUUUCAUUCUUUGCUCCUUGACAUUACUAAUAUGAAGUACUGGGGUAGGGCACCAUAUUUCUGGUCACCUAUUUUUCACUUGGUAUAAAUGUCAUUUUCCAUGGCUGCUUCUCAAUAAAAGCAAACUAAAGACCAUUAGGGCUUAUUUUACAUACAAACAUUUUAACCAUAUGCAAACAUCAUAAUCUAACCUCUGUGCACCGCCAUACCACGCAGAAAGACUAAACAAGUUACUAUUUCUUUGCCACCCCAAAGGGAGUACUGACCUCAGCCUGGCCACCCCUAUGUUAGGUCUGGCUCCGCCACUGAAUGACGGAUGAGAGAAGAUCAGAGACACUUUGAAAUCAGUAGGUGUGACGCUGCCAUCUACAGGAGCAAUAUAAAACAGCCAGACUAAAGUCGGCGUUCCAGUUCCAGGAAAUGAUACAAUGACUGACAAGAGGUUAAUGUGAUGAUUAAGAUCAAAGCAAGAAGACUCUGGCAGAAGUGAGUGGGUAUAUCUGAAAGAAAAGGGAUUCGUGGUGUUAGUUUAAUUAGACUGCACAGUAAAUUACAGAAGUUUGACCUGGUGAUUGUUCUCUGUGUGCGAAGGGCUCAGACACUGAAUUGCUCCUUGGGCAGGGAAGAGUGUCAACUACAGUAAAUAGCUCAAAUCUUGCAAAGUUAAAAACAUUGUUAAUAGCUCAUGAUGCAUUGUGAUGUUUCACCGUGAGGCUUUUUCUUUACUGUGCUUCAGUCUCUUCUGGACACAAAAGACAGCGGAGAUUAUUUUUGUCAUUGCUGAUUAUUGGGUAGGAACACUCAGGGAUUAAAGUGAGGCCUGCUGACUCUGUAAACAUUUAAACAUGUAUUCCUGACCACUCCCAGUAGAGGGCAGUACACUGUUCAAACCACAAAAAUGGCCUUUUGAUGAGGGGUAAUUAUUUUCUAAUGUGCAUAGGAUCUCUACAUGAUGAAACUGGUACAGUUUGAACACGUCUUGUGGAGGAGUGUUGCUAUUUCAGAUCUCCUUCGAUGGACCCAAUCAUAAUAAUCCAACGGAAAGUGUGUUUGCAUUUCUUGGUUCCUAUGGGCAACAGUGAAAUCACUCAUUGUUUUUUCAACUGAGCACAAAGUCUGAGUGAAACAUGAGCCUCCACCAAAAGGCUGUGAUAUCCAUUUUCAUAUCCAAGUGUUUUUUCAACAAUCUGCAUACAUUUGCCUCCAUUUAAGUGAAAUAAUAUCACUUAUUUAAUUUGCAUGGACAAGAGCAAUGUGUAAAACUUGUGAAAUAAAAACAUAAACACGUUAUUUAAAGACAAAUAAAUAAAAUGAAUAGCUGUGGGGUGGUGCAACAGCUCAUUUUUUCCUCUUUUUGUUUUCCACAAACCAUUGCUGCCUUGUACCCAAACACAAGAAGUAUUUCUUGCUCACUUCAAUUUCAAUUUUAAUUCAACACACUUUUUUGGCAGUGGUGCUAUUCCCCCAGUGAUCAAAAUGAGGUGGUUGAAGCCACAAACAAUUCUGUACUUAAAUCUGGCGAAUCUUAGCAGUGUCACCAUGAUUUCACUGAUCAGGCGCUGUAUGUUUGUUAAAAAUAUCUGAAAAUCACAUUCAUAUUUCAAUAAAUAUGCAUGAAACAACAUAAGAUUGAUCACAUUGAUGACACUGUAAACCUUCAGAAAACCUUCUAUUGCAAGGUAAUGUUCAGUUUUGGUAAAGAAUUGUUAAAACACACUAUGAAUGGACAUUGCAACCAACUAAGUAUGUUUUUAAAAUGUCAACAGACAUUAAUAAUAAUGCAGAGUAUUUUUUUCUGCCACUAGAAGGAGGCCACCUGAACAGGUUUGGUCAUAAAACUGCAAAGCACUGUUUGGAUGUUUUGGGGCCUGACAUAAUUCAGCCGAGUUCUAGAGAUGGCUCAAUCAGGUUGACAUCAAAUUUUUAAACAUGAUAUCGCAAAUCAGUACCUCAUCUCUACCAGAUGUUCUGCAGCGCGUCACAAUCCAGCAGCAGCAGCAGCAGCCGUAACAUAUAAAUUAUGCAGCCAUAACAUUUGAAUAUGCUGCAGCACUAAUAGCUACUUAGAGGCUUGUGUCUUAAGCCAGAUGAGCUACAAUGGGCUCGAGGUGAAAGGUAGCCCGGAGGUUAGACAGACCAUUACAACUGCUGAGUUGCGCUUGUAGUGGGCGGCAUCCUGAAAAUAGCUUUCCUGUUUCAUAUUAAUAUGUGAAAUCCAAGGAUUGCAUCAUUAUCAUCAGAUGCUAGUGGAGUGCACUAAGAAAGGUGAAAUAUUAGGGACCCAAAGUCAGAAUCUAGGCCUCUGCUGCUUCUUAUUUUAAUCUGUCCUUCGUCAGUGUCCAGACUUUAUGAAUGUAAAAUGCUACAUAGCUGGAGCACCGCUUUAAUCACAAAUUUAAAUAUGUAUAUACAAAAUUGCUAUUCCAGAUUUAAUUUGCAUUGCAAUCUAUAAAAUGUCAUUUUUUAGUAAAAUGAAACCCUUCUGCAGACACUGUAGGAUAAAUAACAGAAAGCCUCUUGAGUGAAAUAUAGGUAGCAUAUGUGUUUCUUAUUACCAUAGAAACAUCGUUCUCAUUGUCUGACCUAAUUCUGCAGAGGAGCUCUGAUCACAACAACAUAAAAGGUCUUCUUUAUCUCUGGAUGAGAGACAAAAAAGACAGACAAGAGAAGGUGUAGACAACUGUACAGGGGAGGGGGGGGGAAUCAAGAGAAGAUUCACAUUGAGCCUGAUAUAAAUAAUCAUUAUAAUUAUGUUAUUUUCAGAAGCCCGCUCACUGGGACCACCGCCUUGAGAGAAUAAGAACCGGAAGCUCAAAACUUGAACUCGUGUUUAUCCUCAGAAUAGAUGGAAAGAAAUGACUGUAAUAAGAGGUUUGUAUUUAGAGAUUUAUGGGAUUUGUCGGAGUGAAACACAGAUAUUUCCUCAAGUAUCACUACUUAGAGAGCAGGUAAGUGUGUCUGCAGCUCCCAUCUGGAAACACACACACAUUUGCACAUUUAAUACCAUGUGACAAAACCUCAAAGCAUAUUUCUUUUCUGCAUAAUAACUGAAACUCAUUAGUAAAUUAGUUUUUCAGUAAACACAGCCACCAGAAGUUUAACCUCACUUAGUGGUUACUUAAUCUCUAUCAGGUCAUUAUCAUAACCAUUUCAGACACAUACCAAACAAAGCUGGCCCGUGCUGUUUAUUGUCUUGUUGUCACGGGUGACCUGGCUCUUCCUGAGGCCAGCGCUGGACAGCGAUGGAACACUGCAGCUAUUGGAUUACGUGAGGGAUUUCAAACAGGGAUUAGGCCACUGGGAUGUAGACAGCAUGGGGGCUGCGUGAGCUUUUGCAUCACAGGGGUGUGUUAGGGUGCAUGUGUGUGUGUGUGUGUGUGUUUGAGUGGGAGGGUGGUGUGUAAAAAGUGUGUUGUGCAUCCCAGAGGCCACAGUGUGCAGCUUGUCUCUACUUGGCUCCAUUGUCUUUGGCACGGACCCUCAAACAUGAACCUGUUCUGCCUCUCUCUGGUAAGAUACAUCCUCUUUUGAAUUCCUGUGAUUUUUAGUUUGGUCUGUCAGGAGCACUUGUGUAGUCCCUGCAGCCUUAAAAGAGGUGGUAAGCAGAGGAAACUCAGCGUGCCGCUGUGGGAGAGACUUGUGAUGUUAUUGUUGUUGACAAGGAUCUGAAAUGGACUCUCUGGGGAACGAGCCAAAAUUGCUAAACAACUUUCCCUCUUUGUUAGAUUCAUUAGGUUCUUUAGAUGCAGUCUUCCUCAGCUGCGCCUGCUGCAUUGUGUUGGCUGCUUUCAACUGUAAAUGUAAUAACUUAUCAUAAGUGUAAUUAAUCAUUAUAUAAUGUUAUAAUAAUCCUAUUAACCUAACACAUUUUCCAACAAUUGAUCACCUUUCUAAUGUUAUGUAAUGUAAUCACAGUUACGUAUAGUGCAGAAGUAGCCUACUAUUUCUUAAAUUUCUUAUCACCUAAUAUGUAAGAAAUAAUGAAUGUGCAUCUGCUUGGUCUUAACAUGACAAGCUCAACAAUGUGAUAAUUAAUAACACAAGAAAAUAAAUCAUAAAAAGAGUGCAACUUGUGUGAGAUGGAAGGCGUUUAUCAAUUUGUUAUAAUAGUGGUUUGUUGUUUACAUUUACAGUUGUAACACGGUUGCAUAUGUUCAAUUAGAUAAUGAGUGACCAUUUAUAGUGGUGGAUGGUAAUACCAUGCUGACUCCUCUUCCACUCAGUGCCAGGUUUGGGGCUUUACUCCAAAUUUAGCGACACAAACAGUACAAAUUGUCAUCAGCCUUGUGAACUCAAAAUUGUGAUAACACAAUAGCAUAAGAUGUUCUGUUCACCUGAGCAAACCAGGACAGUUAUGUCAGUGGUUACACAAGUGGUCUCACUAAUUAAGGUUGAACAUGUCUAUAAAUAUAUGUGAUUUAAAAAGAGGAAAGAUAACAACUGAAAAAAAUCAGAUGCUUUAUAUCCAAAACAUUCAACCUAAAACAUAUCAAAAGUUGUCAUAUCCGUAUCACAGUCUCGAUAGUCUAGUCUAGUUUAGAUAAUUGGGCUUCUUGCCCAUCAGUCCCAUCCUGUUCUGUUCAUAAACAUAAUUGCCGAUGUAGCUGAUCCUGCAGAACAAGGAGCCAAUUCACAAAGAGCAGUUUGUAUCAAAAGUUUGUCAAUUAUUUGAGGUUGUAGCCAGGAUUUUAGAAAUACUAAGGGCAUAAAUCUAGAUCCCCCCCAGCAGAACCCCACAAUUAGACUCUGUUAAAAUGUUAUGAAUACUUUAUUUAAAAGAACAUAAUCCAGCAUUUUCUUUUCACAUGGCCAGACACUGACUACGUCAAGGAGUUAAUGGCAGGCUGCUGACAAAAAGUACACCAAAACUAUGAUUAGUAUUGAUUGUACAUGUUUGAGUGACACGCUGUGCAUGUAUAAUAUUCACACCAGUGUAGAUUCCAGACCGUGUUCAUCUUUGGAUGAUAUAAGGCAUUCCAUUGAUUUUUUACUAUUCCUCCUUGAUGAGCCCCAGCAACAGCAUAUAUUCACUCUAAAACUUAGUAUAGAAAGAAUCAGUUGGUGUAGUAUUUAAACCAGGCUGUUGUCACCAUGCAGACUGAUGACUGUUUUUUAUUCCAGGAGGGCUCCACAGAAAGCAUAUAUAAACCAGCCUACAGCCAAACACUAAAGGAAGUUCUACCCAAGUACCAGUGCAGUCCUGCUCUUCUGAGGCGUAAGCCUGAAUGGGGCGGCUCAGAUCCAUCUAUCAAUUUUGGCCGGCCGCAGAGUACAGUAAAAGUAAAAAGGAAUAACAGAAGGUCAUGCGUGCCAACAUCACCCAUGGACAAUAACACAUUAGACAAAGACAUUAAUCAUGUCUGCUGGAUGUCAUCAGGGGACAAGAAGGACUUAUCUCAUCAAAUGAAAGUCCAGAACAGAGAGAUGUGUAAAGCUCCCUGUCAGAGCAGGAUGUUGACAAGAGAUGACAGAGGGAAGGAGCUGAACUCUGACAGGACGCAGACAGAUCUACAAGCUCAGGGGGGUGAAACUGCAGCUGACACAGCAGAAUCAAUACACACCACUGGAAAACUAAAAAAGUUACAGAAUCUGGUGCAAACAAAGAAGGGACAUCAGAGUGGAGCUGGAAAAGGGAAGAGCACAUCUGAGAAUAAUGAUGCAUUGAGCAACAACAAUCCAAUGCUGACCUGCAUCGGGCUGGGGAAGAGAUCAGAGAAGAAGUCCUCUAAAGCCGCUCCGUCACCACUGCAGCAGCAACAACAGGCCAAAGAUGUCCAUGAAGAUUCAGAGGAGGAAGGAGUGUGGAUCCCACAGGCUGGACAUUAUCUGUGGAACCCAUUUGAGUGCCCACAGCCCUGGACUCCCUUACACCACACCUGUCACCAACCUCAGCAUGAACUGAUGGUCGGCGGUGGCACCUUGUCUCUGCCCCGGACGACAGAAUGGGAUCGUUUCGAGAGUUUGAUACAGGAACUGGACAGUAAACAGUCUGAUCUGUCUCCUCCACAAAAGAUCUGCUCCAUCACAGAUCAGCAGCUCUCACAAAACACAUCGACCGGAUUUGGGAGAUUUGAUGUGUUCAGACAGCGCUCGCCUUUAAUGAAACCCCAGGAUGAUGGAAGCUCUCUGCAAAAGCCGGAGCAGAUUGGUGAUCCAACCAAAGUGAGGCUGCAGAGGAGGGAAAAGGAGACCUCAUCACAUAGUGACAGGAAGCACGUCAAGGCGUCGCCAGAGAAAACGCUGACAGCCAUCAGUGUAUGUCAUGCACUCCACAAAGCUUAUAACGGAAACACGCAGAAAGAUGAAGCACAGAGGAGGGAAGCUGGUGGUGGGAGACCAUUUACUAAAGGACACAGGCUGUCCUGUAACUCUCUGGAAAGCCUCUACAGUGGACAAAGCUCCUCAUCAAGUGGAGUCACCAGUGGGUCAGGCUGCUCCAGUAACAGAGACAGUCUGAGGCUGGAUGAGGAUCUAUUGUACACAAAACUGUUCUGUGGAAGAGCCAGAGUCCAUACAAACUUUGUGCCAAGUCCAUAUGACACAGAAUCCCUCAAACUCAAGGUGGGAGAUGUGAUUGACAUCAUCGCCAAGCCCCCCAUGGGAAUAUGGACUGGCAUGCUGAAUGGCAGAAUGGGAAAUUUCAAGUUCAUUUAUGUGGAUGUGCUAACAGAGGAGAGUCCUGAUACACACAAGGACACACAAACCCACAGAGUGAGACAGAAAUCAACUGUCCAGGAAGUGUUAAAGCGCCUCAGUUUGGAGGAGUAUUCCUCGUCUCUGCAGCUGAACGGUUACCAAACAGUAGAUGAUUUGAUGAGGCUAAGGGAGCAUCACCUGACGGAGCUGAAUGUGACUGAUCCAGAGCACAGGCAUCGUCUGCUCGCCGCUGUCGACUCCCUGCAGCAACUGCGCUCUGAUAGGCAGUUGGAGAAUGAGGCCAAUCAAGAGGCCAAGACCCCCAGAGAGAACACAAAGGCAGAUAUGAACAACUGCCCAAGAGACUCCGGCUGCCACAUGCCAUCUGACAGCCCCGACAACAGCACAGAGGACACAGACCUUCACUGUAUCUCUGAAUACCCUCCACCAGCGGAGACAUCAGCUCCCUGAGAAUAAUCCUUACUUUCCAAUGCCUGUUUGAUUCCUCAUGUUACUGUUAAGAUGACUUGUGAACCAAAAGCUGUUUUUGUUUUUUUUAUUUCUUGCAGCUGUGUAAUUUUUAAUUAUGUUCAAUAAUAUGCCGUUGAUGAGCCUUUACCACAGCUAAUCCUCAACUCCACUACUGGACAUGUCUAUAACUUGUAAGAUCAUUUGUUUCAUAAAAUAAAACAUUUAUGAAUUUGU